Ramularia collo-cygni is the source of this 993-nucleotide messenger RNA. RefSeq lists its product as uncharacterized. Lineage: Eukaryota; Fungi; Ascomycota; Dothideomycetes; Mycosphaerellales; Mycosphaerellaceae. Bases 1 to 993 code for a protein of 330 amino acids. The transcript has a single exon. The record is from RefSeq and is a predicted model, not a curated record.
AUGGCGAACUGUUUCGGAAGCAAACCAGUACAACUCGACAACGGAAUCAAGCGACGUGCAAGUCUCCUGCAUAGAGUGAAGCACCAACUGCAGAAGUUCCCCAGCCUCUCCUCCAGAACCUCGCACACCGUUCCACCAGCACCAUCUCCCACCGUCGAGUCUCUGCGCGCCAGCCUCGAGACUCUACCCCAAGAACUCUACGAUGAAAUCGUCCACUACGUAAUAACGUACGAUGAAACGGCCAUGAAUCCCCUCACCGGCACCACACUCUGUCGCAUCACCGCAACCUACAAACCGCCCGUGCAGCUACAGAUCAAUCGCAAAGUGCGCGCAGCCUACGCUCCCCAUUUCUACAGCAAAUCGACCUUUUACAUCGAAGACCCAAAUCAUACAUUCAACCGCCAAGGAAAGAAAUGGCUUGCAAGUCUAGACGAUGCAACCUGUGCACUUCUGACAGACGUUCGACACCCAAAUCCAGGAGUCAUCGUUGAAGGUCGCGGCCAUCUCGGGAAAUGCUCCUUGGGAUACCUCGAUUCCCGCGCAAGUCUACAAUAUCCAAUGCCCGCAAUGAUGAUCGUCACAUACGGAGCGGGAGAAUCUCUCCUGAGCGAUUUCAAAAAAGGGGAUUCAGGAGCAUGGAUUCCACAGAAUAAAAUCUCUCCUCAAAUUCCCACUCAUCUCGAUCCCAAUUCCGGCGGCCAGCAAUUACCAUCAAUCAAUUAUCCAGGACAUUACUCCAUUGCACCAAUGGCUGUCCCCGGAUACAAAGGUCCGAUUUCCAAAAGACUUCAUCGUCUCUUCGUCAAAGCCCAUCGCACGAUUCAGAAGGAUGCGAUGGCCAAUUUUCACUACCGGYGAGACUUGCUUUUGUCGGGAAUGUGGGAGGAUGCGUUUGGGGUCUACGAGGCUAAUGAUCGGAAGGGGUUUAGAGAUAAGCUCUAUGAUAUUGAAUUCCUUUUUGCGAUUUCGGGAUAUCGGGUUUCUUUGCGUUGA